Messenger RNA from Ylistrum balloti, 1659 nucleotides. RefSeq lists its product as uncharacterized. NCBI's taxonomy places the organism in Eukaryota, Metazoa, Mollusca, Bivalvia, Pectinida, Pectinidae. The transcript is spliced from 4 exons. Bases 1 to 1659 code for a protein of 552 amino acids. The record is from RefSeq and is a predicted model, not a curated record.
AUGACAGCUUCUACCCCAAUAUGUGUUGAGGCUUUACAUUCCAAACUUCAAGGACACCCUGAUCAGCAAUUUGUUAAUAAGUUAAUGCAUGGUCUAACUCACGGCUUUGACACUGGUCUACAACACCUUCCUAUUAACUCCAUAGUGUGUAAAAACUUGAGGUCAGCUAUCAGUGACCCAGGAAGUGUUUCAGAGUUGUUGGAGAAAGAACUAAAUAAAGGAUACUUAAUAGGUCCUUUUGACAAUAUUCCCUAUUCCAGGUACCGCAUCAACCCGUUAGGCUUAGCUGAACAUAAAUAUUCGAAGAAAAAGCGUUUAAUUGUUGAUUUAUCCGCUCCACAUCAAGACACAAACAAUCCUAGCCUAAAUAGUCUAAUUGAUAAAUUAACUUGCUCGCUGAAGUAUGUUACAGUAGAUGAUGCUAUACAUCUUAUUAAGCGCUGUGGCCUCGAUGCAUGGCUAAUGAAGACCGAUAUCACUGAUGCCUUCAAGCUGAUACCAAUUGAUCCCGUUUUGUGGCCUUACCACGGCGUCAAGUGGAACAACAAAUAUUAUUUCUUUACGCGCCUCGUAUUUGGAUGUCGUUCAAGCCCAAAAAUUUUCGAUAGCCUUUCUCGGGCAGUUUGUUGGAUAGCUAAGAACAAGUACAAUAUUCGUAACAUUCUUCACUUGCUAGAUGAUUUCAUAGUUAUUGAACCAGCUUAUGUCAAUGCAUCUCUUACUAUGGAACGUUUUAUGUCUAUGUUCAAGGAAUUAGGCAUCCCUGUAGGUGCGCAUAAAACUGUAGGCCCUUGUACAUCACUCGAAUACCUUGGUGUGUCCCUAGACUCUCAUCUGAGGGAAUGUCGUCUUCCACGUGAAAAAGUGGAAAGAAUUAUUGAGUUUUUGGAUUCUUUCAAGAGAAAAAAGUCUUGUACCAAACGCGAGUUGCUCAGCUUGCUAGGUCACAUGAACUUUGCCGGUCGGUGUAUUAGACCGGGGCGUUCUUUUGUCUCUCAUCUCAUAUCGCUUUCUACUACAGUGCGCGAGCUACAUCAUCAUGUGAAAAUCAGCAAUGAGUGUCGAUCAGACCUUUACAUGUGGUCGUUCUUUUUGAAGAAUUGGAAUGGCAAAUCCUUUUUUCUGGAUGAUCAUAUCACAUCAGCAGCUGACCUCCAUCUUUUUACCGAUGCUACAUCUGAAUCUUUCGGGGGAAUCUACCUUAACCAGUGGUUUCAAGGUUUUUUUCCUAGUGAACUUAAAGCCAUGGACACAUCUAUGGCCCUCUUUGAGCUAUACCCUAUUGUUAUGGCUUAUGUGCAAAUUCAGACAGCUAGCACCUCAAGCAGAUGUACUACCAAUUCCAUGUCUGCCUAUGGCCUCAUUGAUGAUGAGCUGAAUACAGCGGUUGAUAGUUUAUGGAACCAUGCCCUUAGUGAGAAGACUCUGGCUACUUACAAGUCCGAAUUGGUGCCGCCACUUCUGCAGCAGCGGCCGGAGUCCAAGACCAUGUUAUUAAAGUCUUGGGACGAUGGUCAUCAGAUUGUUUUAUUCGAGUCUAGUCCUAUCAUUCCUGGCUUCUCUGGCAUCAGCGAGUCAAGUUGCUUCUCUGUUCAUCAGAGUCAAGUGAUUUCUCCUGUUCCGGAGUCAAGCACAGUUCACUUUACUUCGCUUCUCUGA